Molecule: messenger RNA, 1439 nt
Organism: Prosopis cineraria
Lineage: Eukaryota; Viridiplantae; Streptophyta; Magnoliopsida; Fabales; Fabaceae
Product: GRAS family protein TF80-like
Exons: 2
Coding region: 143-1381 (412 amino acids)
Biological process (GO): regulation of DNA-templated transcription
Cellular component (GO): nucleus
Molecular function (GO): DNA-binding transcription factor activity; sequence-specific DNA binding
Source: RefSeq, a predicted model, not a curated record
ACUCAGUCCAAUUUGACUGAACACAGGCACAGCAUAAACCAAAAGAUUAUUUGAUUCUUAAUUUCCUAGUUCAUCUUUGUUGUUUGAUUACUGAUCAGGUUCAAGCUCAAGCUCAAACUCACCAUACCAGUGGCUCAACGGCAUGGAAUGGGAAGCGAAGAGCAUUUUAAUGGCCCGUCUUCUUCCCCACGGUGCUAAACUUACAGAAACUGGCGAUAUCGUGAGCGUCGUAACCACCCUCCAGAAAAUCGCCACCCUCGCCGCCCCAGACGGCGACGCCCUUCAACGCGUCGCCACUUACGCCAACGAAGGCCUCGCUUAUCGGAUGCUCAAUAAGUACAUACCUGGUCUGUCGGAAUCACUCCGGCUGACAAAUCGCUUGUCAGCGUCGGAGCUGGUUCUUGUCCGGAGACUCUUCCGAGAGUUGUGUCCCUUCUUGAUGUUCUCGUACUGGAUCUCGAAUCACGCCAUCGCCGAAGCCAUGAGAGGCGAACCGGUGAUACAUGUGAUCGAUUUCAACGCUUCCGAUCCAGAGCAGUGGAUCCAUUUUCUUCAUACAUUGAAGGAUCUGUGUCACGCGGAUAAUCGACCUCUGCCGUUUCUGAAAAUCACGGGGAUUCACGAGAAGAAGGAAGUUCUUGAACAAACGGGGUUUCUGUUGAUGAGAGAGGCUGAGAAAUUGAAAUUCCCUUUCUUCUUUUAUCCAUUUGAGUGCAAAUUGGAGAAUCUGAUGUUUGAAAAAUUGCCUUUGAAGCCAGAAGAGCCUCUUGCAAUCGUUUCUGUUCUUCAGCUCCAUUCCCUUCUCGCUGCUGAUGAUAAUCAAACGGCCACGACGGGGAUUAAUUCUCCUGCAGAGUUGCUUGGGAAACUUAGGAUCAGACCAAGUCCUGAUUCAGCUCUUUCUCCAUGUGCUUCCCCUAAGAUGGAGUGUUUUCUAAAUGCAAUCUGGAACCUCAAACCCAGGUUGAUGCUCAUCACUGAGCAAGAAUCAAAUGCUAACGAGCAUGCUCUCAAGACAAGGCUAGAGAAUGCACUCAUAUUCUACGGUGCACUCUUUGAUUGCUUAGAAGCCAAUGUUCCUAAAGCAAGAGAAGCAGAUAGAACAAUCAUGGAGAGGAUGCUUCUGGGUGAAGAAAUCAAGAACAUCAUUGCUUGUGAAGGAGUUCAGAGAAAAGAGAGACAUGAGAAAGCUGAGACAUGGGUUCGAUGGCUUGAGCUUGCUGGGUUUCAAAGAAGAUCUUUGAGCUAUGCUAGAAUGUUGCAGGCAACAAGGCCAUUGCAGAACUAUGGAAGAGGAUACAAGCUUAUAGAGCAUGAUCAAUGCCUCUUUGUUUGUUGGGAUGAUCGACCUCUCUACUCAAUAUCAGCAUGGAAGUUCUAAAGACUUCAACUCAUCAUCAAGGAGAGAAAUAGAGAUAAAGACGAUGGUAUGCAUUGGA